AUGACUUCGCUGCUUUUCAGAACCACAGCGGCUCUGGCCAUUUUAAUGGUGGUUGUAUUGGUUCAUGGAGAACUGAGAAUAGAGACAAAAGGACAGCAUGGAGAAAAUGGAACAGCAAUACAACAAGCCAAAAGGAGAUACAAACGUGAAUGGGUGAAAUUUGCAAGACCCUGCAGAGAAGAAGAAGACAACUCGAAAAGAAACCCAAUUGCCAAAAUUACUUCAGACUUCCAGGCACAUCAGACAAUUUACUACCAAAUUUCUGGAAUAGGAAUUGAUCAGCCCCCUUUGGGAAUCUUUGUUAUUAACAGAAUUACUGGAGAAAUUAACAUAACAUCCAUAGUGGAUCGUGAAAAAACCCCAAGCUUCAACAUCAUAUGUCAUGCUCUAAAUGUCCAAGGAAGAGAAGUAGAGAAACCACUUACAUUAACAGUCAAAAUUUUAGACAUCAAUGACAAUGCUCCAGUGUUUUCACAGAGCAUAUUCAUGGGUGAAAUUGAAGAAAACAGCCCUGCAAACUCACUGGUGAUGAUACUAAAUGCCACAGAUGCAGAUGAACCAAACAAUCUGAACUCGAAAAUUGCCUUCAAAAUCGUCUCUCAGGAACCUGCAGGCAACCCCAUGUUCCUCCUCAGCAGACACACUGGGGAAGUCCGUACUUUGACCAAUUCUCUUGAUCGAGAGCAAGUUAGCAGCUAUCGUCUAAUUGUGAGUGGUGCAGACCGAGAUGGAGAAGGACUGUCAAGUCAGUGUGAAAGCAAUAUCAGAGUGAAGGAUGUCAAUGAUAACUUCCCAAUGUUCAGGGAAUUGCAGUAUUCAGCACGUAUUGAGGAAAAUACUUUAAGUUCUGAGUUGCUUCGAUUUCAAGUAAUAGAUUUGGAUGAAGAGUUCACAGAUAAUUGGCUUGCGGUAUAUUUUUUUACCUCUGGAAAUGAAGGGAAUUGGUUUGAAAUACAAACUGAUCCCAGAACGAAUGAAGGCAUCCUGAAGGUGGUUAAGCCUCUAGAUUAUGAACAAGUACAAAAUGCGCAAUUUAGUGUCGCCGUCAAAAACAAAGCUGAAUUUCAUCAAUCAAUAAUCUCUCAUUAUCGAGUGCAGUCAACCAAAGUCACAGUUAAAGUUGUAAAUGUGCAAGAAGGAAUUAUAUUCCGUCCUGCUUCCAAGACAUUUAUUGUCCAGAAAGGCAUAAGUAGUAAAAAGUUGGUCGGUUAUAUCCUGGGAAAGUAUCAAGCCAUUGAUGGAGACACUGGCAAAGCUGCCUCAAAUGUCAGAUAUAUCAUGGGACAUAAUGAAGGUGGUUUGCUAAGUAUUAAUAAAAAAACGGCUGAAAUCGAAUUUGUCAAAAACAUUGAUCGGGAUUCUACUUUCAUCGUUAACAAAACAAUCACAGCUGAGAUUCUGGCCAUCGAUGAAAACACAGGUAAAACAUGUACAGGCACCAUAUAUGUGGAAGUACCUGGUUUUAAUGAAGAUUGCCCAACAACUGUCCUCGAAAAGCAAACGAUUUGCAGCUCAUCACCUUCAGUGGUUGUCUCAGCUAUAGUACACGAUAGGAGUAAAUAUACUGGCCCCUACACAUUUUCACUGGUGGAUGAAUCUAUAAAAGUGCCAGCUAUGUGGAGCCUCACAACUCUUAAUGCUACCUCAGCACUCCUAAUAGGCCAGCGGCAGGUGUCCCCUGGAGUGUACAGAGUCUCCCUCACAGUUUCAGACAAAGAAAACAGGCAGUGUGAGAUCCCAGAGAGUCUGUCUCUGGAGGUCUGUCAGUGUAACAACAGAGACGUCUGCGCAGCCCCAUACCCUGGGGCCAGGAACGAAGAAAAGAAGUCAUCUUGGAGGCUGGGGCCUGCUGCCAUUGGCCUGAUAUUCCUUGGCCUUUUGCUGUUGCUGCUGGUCCCCCUUCUGCUGCUGACCUGUGACUGUGGGACAGGUCCUAUAGGGGGGACAACAAGUGGAUUCAUCCCAGUUCCCGAUGGUUCAGAAGGAACAAUCCAUCAGUGGGGAAUCGAAGGAGGCCAACCUAAAGACAAGGAAAUCACAAAUAUUUGUGUGCCAUUUAUAAAUGCCAAUGGAACUGAUUUCAUGGAAAAUUCUGAGGUUUGUACAAACACAUGUGCCAGAAGAAGGAUGGUGGAAGAAAAUUUGAAGACAGAACAGACCACCAAGCUUGAAACAGCUACAGGAUGUGGAGCAGAUAUGGGAUCUGGAGAUGCUGGGGGAUUUAGAACAAUAGGACUUGGCUUCUGUUCUACAGAACAGUCAGGAACAAUGAGAACAAGACAUUCCAUCGGGGGAACCCAGAGGGAAUGUGGUGAAGGAGAAAUAAACAUGAAUUUCUUGGAGUCCUACUUUUCUCAGAAAGCAUUUGCCUGUGCAGAGGAAGAGGAUGGCCAGGAAGCAAAUGACUGCUUGCUGAUCUAUGACAACGAAGGACUGGGUGCCCCUAGCUCUCCUGUGGGCUCCCUGGGUUGUUGCAGUUUUAUUGUCGAUGACCUGGAUGAGAGCUUUUUGGAUUCGCUAGGCCCGAAAUUUAAACAGCUUGCAGAGAUAAGCCUGGGGCUUGAUGACAAAGCCAAACAAUCUCAGCCACACAACAAAAACAGUGGCUCUGGGAUUGGAUGCUGUGACCAUUCUGUACAAAUUCAGCAGUCAGAACCUUCUAGGUGCCAGAUUUCCUCAGACAGUCAAGGAUCUUCUGCUUUGUCUGCUUCUUGCUCUGUCCUCCAACCAGCCAUUCCCAUCCCUGAUCCUUUGCAGCAGCGUAGCUGUUUGGUAACAGAGACUUACUCAGCUUCUGGCUCCCUCAUGCAAACUUCUACUGCAGCCUUUGAUCCACUUCUCACGCAAAAUGUUAUAGUGACAGAAAGAGUGAUUUGUCCCAUUUCCAGUAGUCCUGGCAGCCUACGCGGUCCGACUGAGCUACGAGGGUCAUGUAAUAUGAUCUGUACAGAAGAUCCUUGUUCCCGUCUGAUAUGA
Molecule: messenger RNA, 2976 nt
Organism: Pteronotus mesoamericanus
Lineage: Eukaryota; Metazoa; Chordata; Mammalia; Chiroptera; Mormoopidae
Gene: DSG3
Product: desmoglein 3
Exons: 17
Coding region: 1-2976 (991 amino acids)
Biological process (GO): homophilic cell-cell adhesion
Cellular component (GO): desmosome; plasma membrane
Molecular function (GO): calcium ion binding
Source: RefSeq, a predicted model, not a curated record